This is a messenger RNA of Aspergillus terreus NIH2624, 474 nucleotides long. RefSeq lists its product as uncharacterized. The transcript is spliced from 2 exons. Lineage: Eukaryota; Fungi; Ascomycota; Eurotiomycetes; Eurotiales; Aspergillaceae. The record is from RefSeq and is a predicted model, not a curated record. The coding region runs from base 1 to 474 and encodes 157 amino acids.
AUGUGUGGGGAGGAGUGCCAAAUAUACUCUAUCUACGCCGCUGGAGGAGAAAGUGGCGGCUUGUGUUCGUUUAAAAUCUGGAAAGAAGGUGUUGUUGGCGCAGAUAUUUCCGCCAGGAAGUCUAGCGACGACAGCGACGUUGAGACCCAGCAUACCCAUACCGGCGGCAGACCCGACCCCAAGGACGCCCAUGAGGCAGCGGGAAACCAUGAGGUCAAUCCGGUUGACCUGCUGCCCUCCGACUACGCCAUCAGAGAAGUCUUUGACAGCUACGCCCCGGCCACGGCUCCGCCUGUCCGUCCCAAAUCCCAGGGUCUGGAAGCACCGUCCGAGCCAUGCGGCGUCCGUCACUCCACGCCCUAUCGUUAUCAUAUGGCCUGCAACAUCUACUUUAGCGCCAACGGUGACCUGGUGUACAUCAGGGCUAACUCGCGACCGCACCACACGGGGCGGCGGCAUUGCCUUCUCGCCUAA